AUGACCUCUUUAGACCACAAUAAUAACUUGUCACUUGUCCCCCUUCACCUCCCUCCUUCCACCUCUUGCCACUGCCCUGACCAUGUGCCGCCUAGUGAGCUUGACAAGAAAUUUGACAAAAUUUUGAACCUUAAAAUUACCUCAAAUAACAACCCUACUAACAUCCUUACUAACCUCUGUACUGGCCUCGAAACUUUCCUCGGCUUCAACUCUGACUCCAAAGGCUACGAUGGCACUGGGAUAGUGUACUCUGACCUUGACAGGCUGUGUGACGGGGUGAUGGGAUUUUUGUAUGGUGUGCUUGGUGCGGUGAAAGAUGAUGAAGCGGUUAAAACGUACUAUAAUACCGAUAAAAUGAUUACUGUACUUGAUAUAAUUAAGAAAAAAAUGCAUAACGGUCCUAGCGAAUUUGUUAACGCCGUAGAUUACGUGCGUGGCGUGUUAAGUGAUUAUCACAUUGAACUUAAUGAAAGAACUAAUAAAAUUAAUAAUUCACUUAGCGAACUCACUAAAAAAAUUGAAACAAAUAAAAACACUGUAGACUCUAAGAAAUCUAAGCCACUUGUCGACCAGUUGUCUAACUGGACUACGACAGUGGAUGGUUUAUCAAUAGACAUUAAUAAUAUCAUGACCCUAAUUAACAACUUAGAUCCUGAUCUUAGCGAUAAGCUGCGUAGUGAGAUAAAUCUUGUAGCAGGGGCAGUUACUACGAUGGCGGAGUCGACUAAGGACGGGAGGUUUCAGACCCAUAUGGCGUAUGUGGACAAGGCGAUGGAGGAGGAAGAAAACCGUAUGAGAGAGAAAGUAGAAGAGCAAAGUAAAAGAACACAAAAAACCUUAGGAGAUCAGUUUACCAACGUUUUUAAUGACGUUGGCACGUUGAGACAAAAAAAGAAAGAGCGCUUUGAUAUCAUUAAUGAGAUGAUUAAGAAGGCAAGAGAAUUCAUGGACAACUACGACAAAACUUACAUGAAUGUAAUUGAUGAAAAAUUCAGGGCCAUAGAAGUGUCAUUAAAUGACGUUAAUAAAAGCCAUCAGGUUGGUGGCAGCAAUUUAAGUUCCAGGCUAAAAAACGACGUUAAUGCAAUUAGGGGCGCUUUGUUACAAAUUGGUGACGAGAUGGAAAAGCAAGUUACGGGGCUGGAGAACUGGAUUGGCAGCGUUACAAAGCUAAUUGAUCACGCAAAGAAGCAUCAAAUUGACAAAGUGACAAAUAAGGAUGUUGCUGCAAAGUAUGUAGUGAAUGUAACAAAUAUGACUUUGAAUAUGAAAGAAUGGCAAGAUGUGCUGAACAAAUAUAUUACCAAUGUGAGGGAGGUAAUCACAACUGAGGUCAGAGAAGUUCAGCGCAAGAUUGGCACGUUAUACAAAGUUAUCGAGAGCGGAAGAGCGGAUGGAACAGCAACCCAGAAGAGCCUAUGUGAGAUAAUCGAAACAAUGCAAGGUAAAGUGGCGGAUAUAUAUGGCAAACGUAGAUAUGAAGGACUGCGCGACAUCCCUGAAAAUGUGAUGUCUUAUGCAGAUAAAUUUACCAAGGAUAAUUUCCAUACCAAGGUUUUGGAUGGAUGGCUUAGGGAUAUACUUAAGACAGAUGGAGUGGUGAAACAGCGACUGAGAGAAUGGAUAAAGGAAAACAAGGGUACGGGAAAACUGAGUGGUACCGUAGUUCACGGUAAAAUAAGUGAAGACGAAGUUAACGCAUUCGUCGAUGGCACUAAGAAAACGUUGCAUGAGCCAAUAAUAUGUCAGGUUAUGAAAGUACUGCAGCAACAAGUUAUACAAAAGGCUACAGAGAAUUUCGCGAAAGUUCACGAUGGGGUUGCGGAAAAUUUUAAAAGUGUUAAAAAUGUUUGCGAGCAGUUUGCCAAGCAGUUUGAAAGUACGGUUGACGACAAAGUUGAUCCUAUAGUCACGGCGAUAGAAUCCAGUGAUGGAUUGAACGUGAGUAGCUCUGGAUUCUCCAAAACCGAUCUCAAGCGAGCUGUUGAAAGAAUCCUCAAUAAACUUGUUACCAGAGCGAAACAUGUUGCCGAGGAAAUUGCGGUUUGUCUGGAUAGGUAUAAAAUGGGCAACGUGGACGAUGCUGUGACGAAGACUGAUAAGCUUCUAAAAAACCUAUACAAAGCGGCUGGAUCGGAGAAGUAUGCACAAAAUGUUGACGCUGCUAUAGACGCUAUUACCGACAAGGUUGACGGAAUAAAUAUAGAUUUAACCAUCUCAAAGCUCAGAGAAUGGUCCGAAGGAAUUGAAGCUAACAUCCACAGGCUUUUAUCCGAAUACUCGAAAACUGGUGAAUUUAUGCAUCGAUAUUUGUACGACUUAAAAACGGAAUUCCUGGAUACCCAACUUGCCAAAAUUCACUAUAAUUUAUACGCACUGAAAAAUGAAGAGUUUUCGCAUACACAGGGCAGGAUCCAAAGUGCCAUCAAGACUGUGAUUGCGAUUGUUGAAAACCUGGAGACUGUGCCGAGUGACGUGAGAGAGAAGAGGAGAAAAGCAGACGAGCUUAUGAAAAAAUUGAAAAUCGAUGUAGAAAGCAUUGUGAUAGGUAUUGAUCUAGCUAUAAUUACAGCCGAUCAAACGCUAACCAAAACUAUCAAUGACUUUGUAGAGGAAUUAGUCAAAUGUGAAAAAAUGUGCAAGCAAGCCGUAGACGAUCUUCGGAAUAAUAUGCUUAAUCAAAUCAAAGCUUCAUUCUCAAUCGUCACGUCUAGCGUGCAGCAGCUCUUUGCAACUGAACGACAGGCGGACUUGAGAGCUUUGGAAAUGUUAGUGGAAAGCCAAAGUAUUAUUAUUGAUGGACUCAUAUCCAAUGCCAUGAGAACAGGCGUCAUAGGCUCUAUGAAAACCUUGAGCGGUGUUCCUGCUGGUCAUAAAGGUGAUGUGACGGAAGAACAUAAUUUGCUUAUGCAGCUCAGAAAGAAAAUGGAGGAAGACGGGGAAAAGGUAGCAGAGUUAGUUCCCUACGUCCGUGCCUAUCUCCGUCCCAUUAUCGUCUACAAUAAAGACGAAAUCGAAAGACUUAUCGCCUCCCACCCUUCUCCCUCCACCGACUACCCCUCUCAACUCAAGGCCAUUUUCGACAAACUCGUCGAACUUCUUAAUCACCUCGAAAAAGACAAGUUAUAUAACUACGACCAUAAUUUCGUUGAUUUACUCGCCUCCCUCAACUCUCUUGUUGACUCCCUCUCUCCCUCCUUCACCUCCCCCUGCCCCCUCCUCGCCCCCCUCAAGUCCGGCCUCUCCAACUUCGCCGCGCAACUCGGCCACGCGUACGUGAACAGGUACUCGGGGAAACAAUUCAACGGGGGUCUAAUUGUUACUAAAACCAUUACUGACGACACCAAACAACCUCCUAACUCCCCCAAAACUAUUGAGGAAUUAACCCCUGAGGGCCGCAACUGCGCCAAGGUCUGCCUGACGAUAGUGGAGAUGGUCAAAGGGGAGUUGGAUGUGUUGGGAGAGAAAUGCAAAUUAGAUUGGCAUUCUAAACAAAUAGAUCGUAUUAGUGUUCUUGGUUCAUUUUUAGCGAAAUGCGGCUACGUUGUUUCCGAUAGGGAUAAGCAGGACGGUGAACUGCAGCGCAGUGACAAGAUGAUGGGUUCACAUAUUCAUGCAAAAAUUAGGCACGCACUUACGAACGUCGAGAACAUCAAAACACAUCUUUUGAAGUGCAAAUCAAACGAGGAUGAGAAGACCGGCAGAAAAAAGAAAAGUGAUAAGUUCCACGUCCUUGAUGUACUUGGCUGCCUACAUCAUCACCUCGAGACCUAUUACACUGUCGGUCACAUGGCAACUUUCACUGCCAAACGUAAUCCAUGUUCCGUGUACGAGAUGCUCGUUUGGUGCGCUGGUUUGAAUUACAGUUUGAUUUAUGAUACGUUUUUGCGCGAAGGUUUUACUGGUCUGCUGCAGAAGCCUGAGAGGAAGACUGUGCAGACCGGUGAAGAUUUGGGUUUUGAAAUCGAAUUUGAUGAUAUGAAAUCCUACUACCUAGACGCGUAUCCAGGUGUCAUCAAAUACGAUCAUAUAAGUGCAGCGGUCAACCAUAUUUGCGCAACAUCGCAUGACGUGCUGACUCGAAUCAUCGGUCACGGCGACGAAUACACAACGUACGGCGUAGACUUCUGCAACAACUCGCUCAAAUUCCGAUAUCCGACGUCGGCUGAGGAAUGCCUUGACAUGUUCCUCGACAUCCUCCGCAGAUUGUUCCCGCCACUCAAAUACCUGGAGACGCAGUGCAGCACCGCCGCGAGAGAGUACGGGUGGGCAGGUUGCCAUUAUGGCAAAGACGUACAGACAACCAACUGGCCCUGUAACGAACACUCAAGCAGUAAAGCAACGUGCCAACCAAAUGACCAACCAAAGUGCGAACCAAAUUGCCAACCAAAAUCGCCGUUGAUGUCCUAUCUGAAUGACUGCUUACCUGGCCAUUUACCUCACGUGUUGAGUGACAUUGGCUGCAAAGCGAAAUGUAGUACCUGCCCGAGAUCGACGCCUGGAAUGCCCUGUCUCACUCCCCUAGGAUUCCGAGGUUUCUCCGGGACCAAGCGUGCAGGCAGAGACAUAAGUGACGUGCUAGGCAAAUUCUUUGACAACGGCAAACUCAAUGUCCUAUUCAGCUUGCAAGCUAAGACGCCGUCUACGUUACCGGAACACUUCGGUUUUGCAUUAUCCUUUGUAAAAGGGUGGAGUGAUGUGACAGAUACACGAAAUCAUAGCAUUAAGCAGUCCAUUGAAGCAUCCAUCACCGACCGGUCUAUUAAGCUAUAUGAGCCACCCAGCACGCUCACCGACAAACUUCGUGAUGCAUAUGGCAGCACGCAUAUUCCUUACCCCAAUAAGCAACAUCUACCUGCAUAUGCCGACUUGUCAAGUCUUGCGGUAGCAAAACCAUGUACGGUUAAGGAUGUCAACUGCGCUCCUUAUCUCUCAUCCCUAUGCAUCGAUACAUAUCAUCACCUUGCAAAGAAGCAAUCCAACACAUACCUCUCCUGGGCCAUCUACCUCCCGUGGACAUUCUGGGAUCUGCUCAACAAUCUCUACAACGCCUUCUGCUCCAUCAACUGCCAGGACUGGGGAUGCCGUGGAUGUCUCCGCGGUGACAAGUGCAAGAAGGGGGGGCAUGGUGUUGUUGAUACAGAGAAGCCAAAUAACAAAUGUCAGUGCACUUCCAUCGUCGACUGCAAAGGUGUCGCACCAACGCUCUACCAGUAUGGUUUCGUCUUUGGUGAAGCGUCGACGUUGAAUGACAAGGCAUCGCCGAAGAAUUGCUCCGAUUUCUGCAGUCAGUUGAAGAAUGUUUUGAAAUCGAAAUAUUUCGAGAAGCUGUUCGAAGAAUGUGACAACUUCCUUUGGAUCAUCAGACAACCCUUCAUCUGGACCACCGUCGCCCUCUGGCUCCUCUCUUUCCUCUACCUCCUCCACAUCAUGGUAAUCCGCCUAGACCUGCUCCACAUCAAAUCGCAUUUGCAUAGUCCAUCAUCACAUCGCAUAGCUGCUCAAUCACUACUUGCAGCCGCACGUGUUAACAAGCUUAACAGGGUGUUUUACCUGCAACCAUAA
Molecule: messenger RNA, 5565 nt
Organism: Babesia bigemina
Lineage: Eukaryota; Apicomplexa; Aconoidasida; Piroplasmida; Babesiidae
Exons: 1
Coding region: 1-5565 (1854 amino acids)
Source: RefSeq, a predicted model, not a curated record